This is a messenger RNA of Phragmites australis (common reed), 1181 nucleotides long. Its product is annotated as expansin-B6-like. Gene Ontology annotation, cellular component: extracellular region. Lineage: Eukaryota; Viridiplantae; Streptophyta; Magnoliopsida; Poales; Poaceae. The coding region runs from base 78 to 902 and encodes 274 amino acids. The transcript has 4 exons. The record is from RefSeq and is a predicted model, not a curated record. Gene Ontology annotation, biological process: sexual reproduction.
AGCCGAGUACUAGAUAGUUACUAGCUAGUGCAUAGAAGGUUCUAGCUUAAUUAGCUGGUAGGCGCGCGCUGAUCGAGAUGGCCGCGCGGAUCGCCUCCAAGGUGGCUGCACUUGUUGCACUGUUCGCCGUGCUUGCCACGCAUGGCGCCCGCGCCGAGCCGGUGAGCUACAACGCCUCCGGCGCAGCCCGGCAACUCCUCGGAUCCAGGGGCGCCUGGCUCCCCGCCAAGGCCACCUGGUACGGCGCGCCCUACGGCGCCGGCCCUGAUGACAACGGUGGUGCGUGCGGAUUCAAGCACACCAACCAGUACCCGUUCAUGUCCAUGACGUCCUGUGGCAACGAACCCCUGUUCAAGGACGGCAAGGGCUGCGGCGCAUGCUACCAGGUACGGUGCGUCGCUCAGAACAACCCCGCCUGCUCCGGCCAGCCGAAGACGGUGGUCAUCACCGACAUGAACUACUACCCGGUGGCCAAGUACCACUUCGAUCUCAGCGGCACGGCGUUCGGCGCCAUGGCCAAGCCCGGACUCGGCGACAAUCUCCGCCACGCCGGCAUCAUCGACAUGCAGUUCAGGAGGGUGCCAUGCAACCACCGGGGCCUGACCGUGAACUUCCACGUGGAGGAGGGCUCGAACCCCGUCUACCUCGCGGUGCUCGUGGAGUACGCGAACAAGGACGGCACCGUGGUGAAGAUGGACCUGCUGGAGUCCAACUCGCGCUACUGGACGCCGAUGCGCCGCUCCUGGGGAUCCAUCUGGCGGCUCGACUCCAACCACCCGCUGAAGGCGCCCUUCUCGCUGCGCAUCAAGAACGAGUCCGGCAGGAGGCUGGUGGCCAACAACGUCAUCCCGGCCAACUGGAGGCCCAACACCAACUACCGCUCUUUCGUCCAGUUCACUUGACCGCACGCUACACUUAUACAACUAUCCGCAAUCAUAUAUUGGUGGUGUAUCGUGUAGCGAUUGCAUUUUUUUUUUCCUUUUGCAAUGGGUUGGCGAAUUUCAGUUAUGUGUUAGUCGUUGUGUGUGUCUCGAGACGCGUGGGGAAUGGAGGAGGCAAGUAUUAUGCAUGUGCUCUCCCGCCCACUUUCACAAGUGUUCACAAAUGCGUGCCACACCAUGUGUAACCAAACCACGAGCUGCGGCCUCAUCAGUGCAUUGACUUUUGGAUCAGUUGUUUCA